AUGAAAGCCAUGACCACAAGCUCACCGCCACCACCGUCCUCAGCCCACGCAUUCGCAAAGAUCGUAGCUUUCUCUCUCCUCACAUUAGCCCUCCUCCUCUUCUUCAGACUCUUCUCUCUCCACCCCGAGGCGGCCCAGAACCUCCACCUCUCCUUCUUCAACUCGGCCCCCUCCGCCGCUCCCUCCUCCCCUCCGCCGCCGCCGCCGCCGCCGAUGACGAAGCCUCCGGCGGCGGUGGUCGAGCGCACCGGGAUCGUGAACGAAUUGGGUAUCAUGACCGAAGACUUCGUUGUGGGGGAAUUUGAUGAGAGCCUGAUUGAGAGUGUUGUGGUGGACUUCAAUAGCAGCGUUGGGAAGGGAAAAAGUGACGGUGAGGAUAAAAAGGUUGUUAAAGUUGAAAAAUUUAGGAUUUGUGAGGGGAUUGUAAGUGAGUAUGUGCCCUGUUUGGACAAUGUGGGUUUGAUUACGAGGUUUAAUUCAUCGGUCGAGGGUGGAAAUUAUGAGAGAGGUUGUCCUGAGAAGGUGAAGGUUUUGGAUUGUUUGCUGCCUUGGCCUAAAGGGUAUAAGCUUCACAUUGCGUGGCCCAAAAGCCGGGAAGAGUUGUGGUUUGACAAUGUGCCUCAUACACCUCUGGUUGGAGCCAAUGGAGGUCAAAAUUGGAUAUCGAAGAAAGGUGAUAAAAUCAUAUUAUCCGGACGUGAACCUCCAUAUAUCAAUGGUGUCAACCAAUACUUGGACCAGAUAUCCAAGAUGGCUCCUGAAAUAAAAUUCGGGCAACGUACACGGGUUGCUCUGGAUGUUGGCUCGGGCAUUGCGAGUUUUGGUGGAUACUUGAUGGAUCGAAAUGUGACGACCCUUUCUAUAGAUUCGAAAGAUGUUUCUAAUAAUCAGAUACAAAUUGCACUCGAGAGAGGUGUGCCUGCAAUGUUGGGUGCAUUUGGAAAGCUUCGUUUGCCUUAUCCAAGCCAAGCUUUCGACUUGGUCCAUUGGGCUAGACCUGGAGUUAAUUGGACUAGUGAAGGUGGAAUUUUACUUCUCGAGGCAAAUAGGAUUCUGAGAGCCGGAGGAUACUUUGUAUUGGCAGUAUCAUCUGUUGAUAAAGAGAUGGAGGAUCUUACCAGCAAGCUUUGUUGGGAAUUAGUUAACAAGAAAGGUUACAUUACUAUUUGGCAGAAGCCUCUAAAUAACAGCUGCUAUCUAAACCGUGAUCGUUAUGUACAACCUUCUCUAUGCGACCCUGAAGACAAUCCAGAUGAUAUAUGGAAUGCAACUUUGAAGGAAUGCAUCACAAGAUUACCCGAAAACGGUUAUGGAGCUAACAUUGCCAGCUGGCCUGCUCGCCUGCACAGUCCACCGGACAGGCUUUUUGCCAUACCAAUGGAUGCUUACAAAUCGAGGAAAGAUUUAUAUAAAGCGGACUCGAAGUAUUGGAAUGAUAUCGUGAGUGGUUACAUUAAUGCUUUUCAUAUCCACAAGAUGAACUUACGAAACGUGAUGGACAUGAAAGCUAGAUAUGGAGGGUUUGCCGCAACUUUAGCAGAUUUUCAGGUCGAUAGUUGGGUUAUGAAUGUUGUUCCUGUUAGUGGUCCAAAUACGCUGCCUGUGAUAUUCGAUCGUGGUUUAAUAGGCGUGAUGCACGAUUGGUGUGAACCAUUCAACACAUAUCCAAGAACAUAUGACCUGUUGAAUGCUGCUGGCCUUUUCUCGGCAGAACAGAAAAGAACAGCACGUUCAGGCAUCAAAGUAAUUGCAGUCUCCCACUUGCCGAGUGCUUCCCGAUAUUUUCCUUCCUGCAUAAAAUAA
Striga asiatica is the source of this 1803-nucleotide messenger RNA. The record is from the annotation of a GenBank genome assembly. Lineage: Eukaryota; Viridiplantae; Streptophyta; Magnoliopsida; Lamiales; Orobanchaceae.